Molecule: messenger RNA, 1688 nt
Organism: Solanum verrucosum
Lineage: Eukaryota; Viridiplantae; Streptophyta; Magnoliopsida; Solanales; Solanaceae
Exons: 2
Source: RefSeq, a predicted model, not a curated record
AUUGGGCAGAUUGUUCUGAUUCAAGGAGGUCAUUUAGUGGUUAUCUAGUCCUUAUAGGAGAUAGUCCUAUUAGUUGGAAGUCUAAGAAACAAUUUAUUGUGUCACUAUCAUCUAUUGAAGCAAAAUACAGGGCUGUGAGACAAGCAGUAGGGAAAUUCGUAUGGCUUGAGAGAUUGCUUGUUGAUGGUGGUACAAAGUUCAUUGCUAUACAUGCAUUUUGUGAUAGCCAAGAUGCAGUUCACAUUUCUAAGAAUUCAGUUUUCCAUGAAAGAAAACACAUUGAGGUGGAUUAUCAUUUUGUCAGGGAUAAGCUUCAACAAGGACUGAUUGCACUUUAUUAUAUUUCCACAAAACUUAGAGUUAUGGCUCCUAGUAAGCAAUGGAUGCAACUAGUUGACCAUCGUCUAGAUGAAACCUAUUUAGUAGGCGAGCAAAAGUUUUUAGAUUAUGCUUUUCAAAAAACAGGAGAAGAAUAUGAAAUACGAUGUCCAUGUGUCAAAUGUUACAAUACAACUUUAGGAACUCGUAAAACAGUUGAGACACAUUUACAAGUAUAUGGAAUAAUUAAGAAUUAUACUUUUUCGUAUCACCAUGGAGAACGUUUGGGUGAGCCAUUGUCAGAAUCUGAAUUUGAAUAUGAAGAUGGUGAUGAAGUAAACGAAUGUGAGAGUGAGGAUGAAGUAGAAGAAUUGUUGAGAGAUCUAUAUCCUAAUCUUGAUGGAGGAACUACACAUACUGAUGGUGAUGAUGUACUUGAGGAGGAACCAAAUGUUGAAGCAAAAAGAUUUUAUAGCCUAUUGAAGAAUUUCGAGCAGCCACUAUAUCAAAAUUCCAAAGCUUCAAAGCUUUCCUCUUUGAUUAAAUUGCUUCACAUCAAAAGUAUGGGUCGUUGGAGUAAUGCGUCAUUUACAAUGUUAUUGAAAAUGUUGAAAGAGGAGUUGUUGCCGGAUGGCGUCGAUUUGCCAAACUCAUAUUAUGAGGCAAAAAAGAUAAUUAAAGAACUCGGCCUUUCUUACAACAAUAUUGAUGCUUGUACUAAUGAUUGCAUGUUAUACUGGAAGGAGGAUAGCCAACUCGAUUCUUGCAAAGUUUGUGGGGCGUCUAGAUGGAAGAUAGCAACACAUAGCGGGGAAACAAGGAAUAAAAAAGGAAAAAAAAUAGCAUCAAAGAGCUUACGCUAUUUUCCUUUAAAGCCUAAACUUCAGAGGUUGUUUAUGUCUACAAAGACAUCUACUUUUAUGACAUGGCAUAAGGAUAAAAGAGUUGAUGAUGGAAUAAUGAGGCACCCAGCUGAUUCUAUGGCAUGGAAGUCAUUUGAUGAACUUCAUCCUUCAUUUGCUGCCGAGCCUCGAAAUGUUCGACUUGGACUUGCUAGUGAUGGAUUUCAGCCAUUUCGAAAUUCAAAAACCUCACAUAGCAUUUGGCCUGUGGUACUUAUUCCUUAUAAUUUACCACCUUGGUUGUGCAUGAAACAAGAAAAUUUUAUUUUGUCAAUGAUUAUUCUUGGUCCAAAUGGCCCAGGAGAUGCAAUUGAUACAUAUCUUCAGCCUUUAAUAGAGGAAUUGAAGGAAUUGUGGGAAGUUGGCAUUGAGACAUAUGAUGCAUCAACUAGAAAGAAUUUUAAGUUGCACGCUUCUUUGUUGUGGACCAUUAAUGACUUUCCAGCAUAUGGAAAUUUAUCUGGAUAG